AUGGAUGGGGGAUCCAUCCAACACGGAACUCCACCCUCUGAUGCACCAAGGUUCCAGAUGAGUGAAAUGUCGCCCACUGACACUCAUUCUACGACACUCAGAUCCGCCGAUGCCGAGGGUAAUAUUACUUUUCAGCGCAGCACAAAGUAUAUCACAAGCUGUAGUCUUGCAUUCUUUUCGGAGCAUAACCUGGUUGAUCUAGCAAAACGUCUUGGUCACGAUCGCGUGCGGACCCUUUUGGAUGAGUUUGGGGAUGAAUCAAGGAUUAGGCAGGCCAGUUCCGUCAAUGCCGCUGUUCAGCCAGAAAACUUCGACGUUCAAGUAGUUUUACAGAUGUCCACGCCCGAACUACGAGCAGCUUAUAUACAAACAUUUUUCACCGAGAUACACCCUGUGUUACCAUUCCUCGAUAGACAUGCGUUCGAGCAUGAAGCUCUAGGCACAAAUCUCGAGGUUAAGCUCUGCUCCGACCAGGUAUGGGCAAUGCUCUAUUGUACAAUCCUCAGCUUGGGAAUGAUCUCUCGUGACGGAGGUUCCUUUAAGCCCAUGGAAGGACAAGCCUGGAAGAUAUUCAUACUCGUGCUCAAGUCCUUUGCCAGUCUUCUAUUUGCAAAGAAGUCGCUACUCGUUGCACAAACACUGACCGCAAUGGCCAUCUUCGGCAUGAAUCAAUCCAGCUGGCCGGUGGAGGAGCUUUUGAUCACCGAAGCCGCUCGAAUGGCCAUUGCCCUUCGUUUGAAUAAACAACCGCCCAAUCUCGCUGAUUCGGCGGAGAAAAGGAGAGCAUUCUGGGUUAUUUACUGCAUUGAGAAGGAGUAUAGCUUCCACUCGUCGCAGUCCUCGCUGUUCAAUGAUGGCGACAUCAGCUGUUCCGUGCCCGAUGCUAUCACUUCGCCAGACGGCGAUACGGACUGGCUAGACGUACAAGUGAAGUUCGCCAGAGUCCUUUCUCAUGCAUACGCGAAGCUGUUCUCUGUGAGCUCAAGGAGUCAGAUGCCUACUUACUAUGAAAAUGAAAUACGACAUACUCGUAAGGAACUGGAAAGGUGGAAAGACUCCUUCCCAGACCACCUUCGACCUGAUGUCCCGGUGCGGGCACGCCAUGUCGCAAAGACCCACAUGCUAUACGCAAUCUUGCAGACUCACUUUCUAUAUUACAACCUCCAGAUCGCGAUGUGCAGGCUCCUGAUCCAUGUCGAAGGCGAUCGACGCUGUAAAGCCGUAGCAGAGAGUAAGCUACUAUUGAUGAAAUCUGCCAGAAUGAUCAUGGAAGUAUUGUCCUACAUACCCUUGGAGCCAUCUACACCAAUGAAUAUUUUUGGCUUGACGCCAAUCGUAGCCACGUUUAUCCUCUUUGAUCUUGUGGUCUACAAUCCAGACCACUCAGAAACGCCCAAGAAUAUGCUGUAUCUGGACGUCGCCGCUGGCUAUCUGCAACGGCUUCAGCUUGCCCUUGGCUAUACACAAAAGGGCCACAUGCUAGCGGAGCUGACCAGCAUUGCCCGUGAUUACGUCACAUCGAGGGAGCAAUUGGCUCUGGGAGCCAGCGCAGGCAGUGACGGACAAGCCGAAGGUGUCUUCGUAGCCAUACAGGCGCCCAACUUUGGUGAUUAUGAGGAUAACAACGGCGGUGCGGACGACCGUGAUUUUACUGUUCCCGACCUAAGCAUGGAUGAAAUGUCCAUGGAUUUCCUACAUUAUCCAACCGUUGACUCCUUAGUCGGACUGGAAGGUACCACCGGUGAAGAUCUGGGUAUUAGGUUUUUUGGUCAACCAGUAUUCUUCGAUCCUUCGAAUGGUCCCAGUGACUGGAACUCCUGA
Messenger RNA from Exophiala bonariae, 1821 nucleotides. RefSeq lists its product as uncharacterized. Gene Ontology annotation, cellular component: nucleus. Gene Ontology annotation, molecular function: DNA-binding transcription factor activity, RNA polymerase II-specific; RNA polymerase II cis-regulatory region sequence-specific DNA binding; zinc ion binding. Bases 1 to 1821 code for a protein of 606 amino acids. Lineage: Eukaryota; Fungi; Ascomycota; Eurotiomycetes; Chaetothyriales; Herpotrichiellaceae. The transcript is spliced from 7 exons. Gene Ontology annotation, biological process: DNA-templated transcription; positive regulation of transcription from RNA polymerase II promoter by galactose. The record is from RefSeq and is a predicted model, not a curated record.